AUGACAAAAUCAGAUCUAGUGAUGCCCACUACUACAAACACCGCUGGCAUUGAUAUCAUCACUGCUACGGCCGCUACGCCCAACAAGAAUAGCGGUUCCAGUGCUUGUUUUGGCCAUUAUUUGUAUGAUUUUGUAUUGUUUUCGCAAAACUUGUCAACGCUGAGCGCCGACAACCAAAUCACUAACCACUGGUCGACAAAAAUGACACACAGUCUGGAGCGUAAUCUCAAUGAGUUGGAGAUACUGUUUUGUAAAAACAAUGGCACUCUGUCUAGUGGCGGCACCGGCGCCGCGGAUUACCUGUACUUUCAUUCGCUAAAUGGCGUCCAAUUGUUGACCAAAAUGUUGUCCCGAAUAAUGAACGGCACCCGAGAGAGACUCACAUCACUCACCGACUUGUUGGCCGCAUUUUACGAACUGCUUUGCGGUGAGCACUUGGAUGUGCCCGACAAUGUCCUGCAAUCCCAACUGGUGAUCGAUUUGUUGGACAUUCUCUGCCAUCGGAUCAAUGUAUGGCUCGAUUAUCUUUUGGACACAACUUUUAUGAGUAAUAGUGGUGGCGGAACCACAACCAAGACAUGCGAUAUAGUGGUCGGAGCCCAUUGUCGACUUCUGUCCACCAUUUUUGACACACUUUAUGGCCACUACUCGACGCUCACAUAUAGUACUGACGAUAGUCUGGCCUUCAAUCACAUCAUUCAAGACGUGACCAGUUAUAUAGUAUGGGUCGGAAUGAUUAAUAAGUUGUCGCAUAUGAUGGCCAACCCUCGGGACCCUGUCGACGACAACCCUGAGCUGACCCAAUGCCUGCGAAGUAUUCACAGGUUCGGCGCCCGUCUCGCCGCCGACGACACACAACUGAUGCUCACGUUUCAGAUGACACACAUCGGCGGUGUUGUGUCCCUCAUCUACGGAGUGCACUUCCACUCGGGUGCGCUCCAAAGGGCUGACGGCGAUCGAACCCCACCUGCAGUCGACCAUACCCUGGAUCUGACCCUGGAAGUGAUCAGACUUUUGAAUUAUGUGUCGCUAUUGAAUCUGAAUGUGGUUCAGCUCCGGCACAUCUGUUCAUACCUUCUCUGGUAUUGCACUCACCAUAAGAGGGAAGCGCUGGUCAACGAAACGAUUCUAUUGGUCGGUAACUUUGUUGGCUUCAACGAUGAGAAUCAGGCAAUGUUAGAGUCAGGCCAACGGCCGACUGUCGUCCAGCAGUUGUGUUCGCUGCCCAUCGAGUACUUCAGCGACGAUCGACUGUCGGCGGUGUUGGUCCAGACGCUAAUCGCCUGUUGUUUUCAAAACCCUCAAAACUGGACUGUUUUGGAAAAAGAGAUGUCUACUCUAAUUCUCUUGACGUUCAGCGAGUCCAAAGUCGUUGGCCUUCAGCUCCGGGCGGUCGACAGUCACGUGUCGGCCGGCUUCCGACGGCCGACCAACUCUCUCGGUAUGGCGUUUGAAGUGAUUAUUGAGUUAAUAAAUAGAAAUCAAUGGUCAAUUCCCGGUCCAUAUCUCAGUCGUCUUCACUGUCGGUAUUUGGACACCACCAUGGUCACCACCACUGCCAUCACUAGCGGUACUGGUAGUCGCUGUGUUGCCAUCACUACCGAUAGUACUGGUGCUUUCACAAUACCAGGAACUACAGCCGGGUAUUGGCCCCGUGUCCUCCCCACCAACAGCACAAAGUUCAGCUUUUGGUUGGCCAAGACUGGUCGAGUAAACUUACGACGGAGAAUUAGCACCAUCACUACCAUAAUAGCCGUUCGCAAGCUCCAUGAGGUACUGGUUCUCCCAUUCGAUGUCCUCAUCCACACGGCGUAA
Molecule: messenger RNA, 1815 nt
Organism: Medioppia subpectinata
Lineage: Eukaryota; Metazoa; Arthropoda; Arachnida; Sarcoptiformes; Oppiidae
Source: the annotation of a GenBank genome assembly